Sphenostylis stenocarpa is the source of this 258-nucleotide messenger RNA. The record is from the annotation of a GenBank genome assembly. NCBI's taxonomy places the organism in Eukaryota, Viridiplantae, Streptophyta, Magnoliopsida, Fabales, Fabaceae.
AUGGCUCGAGCGGGAGGGAUAACAAAUGCAGUAAACGUGGGAAUCGCAGUGCAAGCCGAUUGGGAGAACCGCGAAUUCAUUUCUCACAUUUCUCUCAACGUUCGUCGCCUCUUCGACUUCCUUGUCCAAUUCGAGGCUACGACGAAGAGCAAGUUGGCGUCUUUAAAUGAGAAACUGGAUGUGUUGGAGCGCAGGUUGGAACUGCUUGAAGUUCAAGUGGGCAAUGCCUCGGCUAACCCUUCUCUUUUUGCUACAUGA